This is a messenger RNA of Gavialis gangeticus (Gharial), 3172 nucleotides long. It is a transcript of the gene KRAS, whose product is annotated as KRAS proto-oncogene, GTPase. Gene Ontology annotation, cellular component: plasma membrane. The record is from RefSeq and is a predicted model, not a curated record. Lineage: Eukaryota; Metazoa; Chordata; Crocodylia; Gavialidae. Gene Ontology annotation, biological process: Ras protein signal transduction. The coding region runs from base 265 to 948 and encodes 227 amino acids. Gene Ontology annotation, molecular function: GTP binding; GTPase activity; GDP binding. The transcript is spliced from 7 exons.
CGCCCCUCCUCCCCCCAAGCCAUCUCCCUGGCCCCCCCAGGGAUGAACCUGUAAGCACCUGAGGAACCAAGCUGCCCCUCCCUGGCUCCUGGCAGCUCCUUGGCUCUUAGUGGUCUCUUACUCAGGGUUUUCCUGAGUUCCCAGGUAAGACCCCAUGUGUUGUUACCUUCCAGCAGCCUUGUAAUCCUCUGCACUGACUAGGAGCCCCCAAAUCAGCAGUGAUACAUCGCUGCUUGCCCAGAGAACAGUCAAGGGCUGCUAAAAAUGACAGAAUAUAAGCUUGUCGUUGUUGGAGCUGGUGGUGUAGGCAAGAGCGCCUUGACAAUUCAGCUAAUUCAGAAUCAUUUUGUGGAUGAAUAUGAUCCUACAAUAGAGGAUUCAUACAGGAAACAAGUAGUAAUUGAUGGAGAAACCUGUCUCUUGGAUAUUCUUGACACAGCAGGUCAAGAAGAGUACAGUGCAAUGAGGGACCAAUACAUGAGAACAGGGGAGGGUUUUCUAUGUGUAUUUGCCAUAAAUAAUACAAAAUCAUUUGAAGAUAUUCAUCAUUAUAGGGAACAGAUAAAAAGAGUUAAAGAUUCUGAAGAUGUCCCUAUGGUGCUAGUAGGAAACAAAUGUGAUUUACCUUCCAGAACGGUAGAUACAAAACAAGCUCAGGACUUAGCAAGAAGUUAUGGAAUUCCUUUCAUUGAAACAUCGGCAAAGACAAGACAGAGAGUGGAGGAUGCUUUUUAUACAUUGGUGCGAGAGAUUCGACAAUACAGAAUGAAAAAAAUCAGCAAAGAAGAAAAGACUCCAGGGUGUGUGAAAAUAAAAAAAUGCCUUGUAAUGGGUGUCGAUGAUGCCUUCUAUACAUUAGUUCGAGAAAUUCGAAAACACAAGGAGAAGAUGAGCAAAGAUGGUAAAAAGAAGAAAAAGAAGACAAAGACAAAGUGUAUAAUUAUGUAAAUACAAUUUAUCGUUUAGUCUUUAGACGUACUUAAGUGAUUUUUUUGUACAUUACACUAAAUUAUUAGCAUUUGUUUUAGCAUUACUUAAUUUUCUUUCUGCUUCAUGAACCUGUUAGUUUUAUCUGAAUGCUUGUUUUAAAUGACAGUGGUAACAUUAUUCCUCUUAAGUGCCAGUAUGCCUGUGAAAAAACAAACAAACAUGAGAAUUGUCUUUUUUGGUGCAUGCACAGUUACUAACUUCCUAUUUUUCUUAUCAGUUGUGAACUUUUGUUCUGUGCGCAAACAAUAAUGAAGUAAUGGUCCACAGGUUGUUUGGUUUUGUUUUUUAAAACAUGGCUUUUACUGUGUUUUUUUUCUUUCCCUCUAAUCUGGUUGGGUAGAAAGACUAGCUAACAAAACAGACUUUUAUUUCCAACAUUUGUUUUCUUUUAUUCUAGACUGACUGCAAUAUUGAGAGACCAGAAGCCUUUUUAUAGUCUUCCUAUAGAUUCUGCUUUUAGGCAUCUAGUCUUGUAGCAUUUCAGAUCAACUUUAAUGAAUGUAAAGAAGUAACUUUCACAAAGUUUUUCACUGCAAUUUGUCAUGGUCAUUCUUUAAAUGCUAUAUUUUUUCUAGAAAAAAAAAAUUAAAAAAAAGACGACAAUGCACAUCUGGCAAUGGAAAAAGUAAAAGUUCUGAUUAGAUUGAGUUGCUCUGGUACUGCAUUGCUUUAAGACUUCCACUAAAUUUUUGGUUUUUGGAAGACCUAGGGUGAAGUCCUACCUCUUCUGAAGCUGGUGGAAAACCUCAAAGUAGCUUCAGUAGGUCCAAGAUCUUGCCUUUAGUGUCUCUAACAAGUAUGGGAGCGCCUUAACAGAUUAGUUAAUUCAGUCUCUUAGAUUUAAUUCAUAUAUGAAUUCCAAGUUUAUCCAAGAAUGAGGUCAAGACCUCUUGGCCAUAUGGGUGCCAAUUCUGCCCCUCCUUCCCCUGUGACAUUAAAUAUUUCCAAAUGCCUAAUUUGUAUAUAAUAGGAGGCAUUUUAAAUUCUAGUAACCUCUUUAGUUUCAGUAAUUGAAUAAGCUUGUUAUUCGGCUGCUUCAUGCAAAUUAUUUGAAAAUCCAUUGUGCCAUAAAAAUGGUGAUAUGGAAUUUGCACAGACAUUCAGUAGACAUAGUUGAGAUCAUGGUUUCCAGAAUCAGUGUCAUUUUGUGUGAUUCUUGUGAAGUGUUAAUCCCCCUACCCCUCCAAUAAAGUUGGUUAGUGACAUAAAAAUGUCAGGGUUGUUUCACAACCAGGUUUGUCAAUGUUGUUGUAUGAUUUCUGGUUGGAAUUGAUGAAUUAUUUUGAAGUUUUAAAUGGUAGUACUGCAGUAGUUUGAGUUAUCAGCACUGAAGUAAGUCAGUAAUUCUAGUGUUGUCUAUUCUUGUGAUUUUGUGAGUCUUGUAGUAUAUGACUUUUUUUUUUUUAAGCCCCAGCUCCUGGAUCUGUAAGUUUACAUGAGAAUCUCAGCUUCCUUUUUUUUUUUUUUUUUUGUUUGCUUUUUAAGAGAGCAGUUAGCCGUUGUUGCAAAGUAAGGAUUGAAAACAUAAUCGCCCCAGUGUAUUUUAAAGGAUAAAAGAGAAGAUUAGAUAAAUACGAAACAGUUUUUCUUUAAAGCCUUGUGAUGUUUUGGGAAGCCUGAUUUGUGAAUUCUGAAAGUUCAGAAUAGGGAAAAGCAGUAUCGUGUAUCCUAAGUUUUAUAUCAAAACUUUUAAUUGGAGUUUAUAUACUGAGUUGAUAGAGUAGGAUUUUAAUGCACCAGUGUAACUUGAAGCCAUGUGUAUGAGUAUGCAGGAUUACCUUUUUAUUUCUACCCACAGAGCAGAGGUGGUCACAUUUGAAGGAAGCAAAAAGUAUCCUAACUGGAUAGCUCUUAAAGUUGGCUGAGGAAGUAAUAAGACUACUACCUUAAUAGCCUUUAAGAUUUGGGUCUGGGAAAGAAUGUAAAAUUCUUUGGAUGUGGGUAAUGCUACCCUUCAUACUGCUUACAAUACUGAAAGAUGAUCAUAGGAGAACCUAACCAUAUAUUUUAAAUAGGACCAAUAAGAAAUGAGAACAAAUACCUAUAGAUGUUGUAAGCCUCUUCUAUUCACAAUUUCUAAGGUUAAAACAUAUUGAAGUUGAGAGUUGUGUUGGUUGUCUUUCCAUAUUUCAGAUGCUACUAUCAAUGUAUUUUGAAUAAUGUAGCAGAAGUGGAUGGUGUU